This is a messenger RNA of Paramormyrops kingsleyae, 2655 nucleotides long. RefSeq names its product centrosomal protein 55 like (gene cep55l). The record is from RefSeq and is a predicted model, not a curated record. Lineage: Eukaryota; Metazoa; Chordata; Actinopteri; Osteoglossiformes; Mormyridae. Gene Ontology annotation, cellular component: midbody. Gene Ontology annotation, biological process: regulation of phosphatidylinositol 3-kinase/protein kinase B signal transduction; establishment of protein localization; mitotic cytokinesis.
UAAAAACAAUUGUAGUUAUGGGGUCCGGAUUUCCAAGUUUCUUUUUUGGAAGCCCUUUAGCAGACUCCACAAUAACGCGUAACAUUGUGGAAUGGAACUUCUGACAAGUUUUAUGGUCUAACGGAGGAUCUGGCAGUAGGGUUGCAGGACGUGUCCCCGCAGCCACAUCAUUUGCAGCCAGAGAUGGAAUCACUCCGAUGAUGGCGUCUAAACAGGCAAAGGACUCCAUUGUCAGUAAGCUGGGAAUGAAACUGGGUGGCUCUAAGUCUGAGAUGGAACUUGAUAAACUAAGGAAGGAAAAUGCGCACCUGAAAAGAACCAUAGAUGAACUUUCUAACCGAAAUGGAAAGCUAACAGAUUCGGAGAAGAGCAAGCUUUUAGAGCUCGUUUUCUUUUUAUCGUUCUUGAAGAGGAUUCUGUCACUUGAGACACUGCAGCAGCAGAAUAUGACGCAGCUCCUGGCCAAAGAGCAGGAGGUGGCCUCGCUGAGGCAGCAGCCACCUGCCGCCGGCCGCGCGGCCGAAGCCUCCGUGCGGGCUCAGCUGGAACAGAAGAGCCGGGAAGCGGAGAAGUGGGAGAAACUGUACCAGGGUCUUUCUGAGGAGACGGAAAACCUGAAGAACAAGUGGAUUGCGGUUCAUGCCAGGUGUCAGCAACUCGAAAGCGCGGCGGCAGCUAACGGGGACCUGGGCUCACAGUGCUCCAGUGCCGAAGGGCAGGUUGUUUCCAGUGACGUGGCGGUCGUCCAGGAGCACCUGAGGGAUGCCCUGGAGAAGAACCAGCAGUGGCUGGUUUACGACCAGCAGCGAGAGACCUACGUCAAGGCGGUGCUGGCCAGAGCGUUUGAGCUUGAGCAGCAGUUAAAGCAAGCCAACCAUACACUCCAGGAGCAAAACAAAGAGGGCGAUUCAGGAGACGUCAAGCUGGCCCAAAAGCAGGAAUACUAUGACAAGCUUCUGCUGACGGCCAAAAAAGAUGUAGAGGCCCAGAAGGAGCAGGUGGUCCAGGCACAGGGGGAGCUGGCCAACCUGAGGGCAAGGCUGGAGGACAAGAGGAGGGAGGCAGCCGAGACAGCGGAGCAGCUCCGUGCGGAGCGUGCCCGUGCCCAGGGGGGCGCCGAUGAGGCCCGGCAGCGUGCCGAGCAGAGAGCGGACACGCUGAAGGCCGAGCUGGAGAACGUGCGGGCCAGACUGGAAGAGGAGAAGCAAAGGUCUUUGGGGCUGAUCUGUCAGGUGAACGUGCUUCAGAAAUCUCUCCUCAGCCAGCACGAGGAGCAGAAAAGGAUCGCAUUGUUGGAGCAGCAGAUCCAGGCGUCUACCAGGGAUGUUGAAAACGAGAAGCUGGACCGCCAGACUUUACAGAAACAGCUGCACAAGGUGCUGAAGGAGCUUCGCAAAGCAAGGGACCAGAUAUCGAGACUGGAGUCCGCCCAGCAGGGGGGCUCCCACUUUCCAGACCUGGAGUUCGAGAAGCUCUCCAUGGAGGAUGCGACACAGACCCGUUCAUCCGUCUCCAGGAUCCCAAACCUCCUGGACGAGAGUUUCCUCGAGUGUCCAAAGUGUCGUGCGCAGUAUCCGACCAGCCACCACCGCGAGCUGCUUGCGCACAUUGACUACUGCUUCACUUAAUCUGAUCGCUGUGAUUAGCUGGCACUGUUUUCCUUUAUUUAAUCUUUUAUUCUUAAGCAUGUUUUGUAUUGGCGUUAUGAUGUGGCUGACUACUGUUUAUUCAAGUGUUUCCUAGAAGGUCUUCAUCUUGCCCGAUUUAGCACGCCGAGCGUCGCUUUGCACUGCUGUGGGGGCCUUCUGUUUCAGGGGGCGCGUGUGCUUAUUCGUGGGGAGGUGUAAGUGUUGAGCUCGUUAGCACUCCUUGCUAUAUUUAUUGAGGCAAAGCUUUCCAAGAAUGACAUUUUAUAUAAAGGUGUAUCUUUUAAUUUAUGGGAAUAAUCCAUAUAUAUAUAUAUAUAUAAAAGGCUAAUUUAAGGAUUGCAUUCCAAUAAACUGUCCAGUCGACAGUUUAACCCUGCUUCCUCAUGUCUCAGGAAGUGGCGUAUUUGAUGUUGCUUUGAAUGAUUCAAGUUUUCAUAACUUUGGACUUUUUAAAAUGACCAGUUUUAACGCUUAUUUUCUAACCAAGGUGUUGUCAUGUUCUGCCAAUGAUGACCUAUGGUCUACCUUUAACUGACUGGAGUCCUGACUCUGCAAACCAAAUCUGUAUGUCGAAUUAGGUUCUGCAAAUAAAUCCUCGUACUAGACUAUUUAAAGCAGAGGAUUUCUGUAUCUGCUGAGGUUACGAAAGUGUUGGCUCAAAGGCAACUUUAAAAUUAAGGUAACCAAGGGGGUUUGAUAAGGUGACUGCUUUGGUGUGUUUUACAGACACGGUAUGCCUUAGAAAUAUCUUUAGGCUAAAUCAGUUAAUGUUUUACUGACAGUAUGCAUGUAUUUUAUAAGACAUUGACACUUUUUUUUAUUUUUAAAAAAGAUGUUUCAGGAAGAACUGGGAUUGUUAGGAACAAAUAAUCAGUAUUUGUGUCUUGUGUGAAUUUAAAUUUAGCUGUGUGUUUACGAUCUGCAACUGUAAAAGCAUAGGAGGGUGGGAUUUGGUGGUACAGUAACGGGUUUGAUUAUUAAAAGCGUUUUGUGUGUACCUGCUGAA